Molecule: messenger RNA, 3018 nt
Organism: Drosophila subpulchrella
Lineage: Eukaryota; Metazoa; Arthropoda; Insecta; Diptera; Drosophilidae
Product: MOXD1 homolog 1
Exons: 1
Coding region: 373-2529 (718 amino acids)
Biological process (GO): dopamine catabolic process; octopamine biosynthetic process; norepinephrine biosynthetic process
Cellular component (GO): secretory granule membrane
Molecular function (GO): copper ion binding; dopamine beta-monooxygenase activity
Source: RefSeq, a predicted model, not a curated record
UUAAUUUUGUACUUAAAUAAUAUCACCGUUAUUUUUAUUUUUAAGAGCCUUAUUUUAAAAAUUUUUUUUUUUUUCAUGGUAUUAAUACUUUUAAAAAUAGAUCAUUCUUGCAUUCAAUUGUUUAUAUAUUUAUAAUUUUAGUAAGAAAUUAUUAAGUUUUACCAAUUAAUUAAAUUCUUAAUUUAUAAAAAAAACACGAAAUUCUCUUUUUGGAUUAUUGGUAUACAAAUGGUAUUUCCUGAAACUGAAAUGGUAUUUAUUUUUACGCCGAAUGGUAUUUUUGUCGUUUUCGGUGCGGUCACACUAUACGUGAAAGUGAUAUCCAAAAACGAUCACACUAUUUAAAGAAAAAAAAGCCGACGCGCGCGAUUCAUGUAUACAAGAAAUUCGUACUGUUUACAAAAACUAAAGAAAAUGUCGUUUCAAAACGUGUUAUGGAUUGUACUUACAGCACAGCUGAGUUUGGGAUAUGGUUAUUUUGAAAAUAAUCUCAGGCACGAAGACUACGAUGUCGAUACUAAUGGUCCUGUACAUCAUAAGAACUGGAUUCGCAACGAAAGGAUGGACAACAAUGGGCUGUACUGGCUCAAAUGGUGGAUAAAUGCAACAGAGAAUACUAUUUACUUCGAGGUAACUGUCCAUACUCGGGGAUUUGCCGGACUGGGUUUCUCCAAGGACGGCCGAGUGGCAAGAGCAGAUAUGGUGCUACUGUGGGUGGACGAUACCACGGAACAAGCGAACGCAUUGGAUUGUCAUGGGGCGCAGGAUCCUUCGAGCGGACCUCCUGUGCAAGACGAUACGCAAAACUAUGAUAUCAUUGAUGGUUACCAAAAUUCAACGCAUACGAAUGUGAGGUUCAAACGAAAAAUUGAAACUUGUGACCCAUUUGAUAUUCCCUUUUCGGCUGAUACUUUUAAAGUACUUUGGUCGAUGGGGGAUUCUGAUCCUCUCCACAGGAGCCUAGAAUGGCAUGGUCAGAGCAGAGGCGUAAAGUCGUUGCGAUUAUUUUCUCCCAUGUUUACCAAACAUAGUCGCAGUUCAAACUCAAAGACAUUUGAUAUGUCGGACAUUCAAAAAUGGGAUAUAACCGUGAACAAUGUAACCAUUCAACGAUCAAUGGACACACUAUACUGGUGUAAAAUAGUGCAACUACCAGAGUUAACUAAGAAACAGCACAUUAUUGGUUAUGAACCUCUGUUGUCUGGAAAACAUGAUAGAAAUAUAGUGCACCACAUGACCCUGUUUGAGUGCCAGUCAAAAUCAUAUCCUGGAUCCGACCCUUCUUCGUGGGACAUUUGGGUAAGAAGUUCCGGCACGGUGUGCAACAGUAACCUACUGACACCGCGGGACUGGGAUUCCUGUUCCACGCCAGUUGCAGUCUGGUCGUUGGGAUCUGAUGGACAGUUUAUGCCACCCCAUGCAGGAAUUCCAAUGGGAGGGGCAUCUGGAGUUAAAUAUUAUAUGUUAGAAAUACACUAUGAUAAUCCCCAUGGAAAAUUAUUUGUAGAUCAUUCGGGAUUUCGAAUACAUUACACACAGAAUCUGCGAACGUACGAUGCCGGAAUCCUAAUUAAUGGCGUAUCUAUUUCGGAAACUCAACUCAUCCCACCUGGUCAAAAGAAGUACCGAAACGUCGGCAUUUGUGGACCUUCUUGUUCAAGCGUCAUGUUCCCCGAGGACGGUAUCAAAGUAAUUUCUGGAACGUUGCAUUCACAUCAAGCUGGUCGCCAAAUAAGUCUUCGGCACAUUCGCUCUGGAAAAGAGUUAAAUCCUAUCAUUGUAGACGAAAACUACGAUUACAGACAUCAAAAAGUCCAUCAGCUUGCUAAUGAAACGGUUGUAUUACCUGGGGAUUACCUUAUUACAGACUGUUCCUAUGACACAAAACUCAGAAAGCGACCCACAUUCGGCGGCUAUUCAACGAAAGAAGAAAUGUGUCUUACCUUUAUUACUUAUUACCCAAGGAUUGAGUUGUCUGGAUGCUACAGUAUGACACCGGUUCGCGAGUUCUUCGAGAUGUUCGGUGUUUACCAAUUCUAUUCUUUAAAUAUGACUGACAUUGAGAACAUGUUUCUUUACAGUGGAGAUUACGUUGACUAUAGUACAAAUACAAGAAAUACAACAACAAAACCAAAGUACGGAAAAACGUCCAACGAGGACGUUAUUUACCAAGAAUCUUUGUUAAACAAACUAGUUAUAUCCGAGCCUCCCGAGUUUCACGAUCGCACAUUUUUAGCGCACUUAAAUCAAUUGCCGUGGUACGAGCCCCUCUUUACAAAACGUGUAGAGCAAGAGUUUAUAACAGGGAAGCAUAUGACGUUUUGUCGUGUUUCCAAUGAAUCAAUAUCAAUUCCAUCGGAAAUAAUUCGGUUCCCCGAUUUUACUGCAUUUGUUAAACCUCCUACAGCCUGUUUAAAUUAUUUUUUCACUGACAACGAAGAACUUCGAUCGGGAGGCUCAAGACAUCUUACUGAUUUUACCUUUAGUCUACUUCUAUUUGAAAUUGGUUUGCGAAAAAUAGUAUUGUAAAGAAAAACUGCGAACAGUAUUUUUUACAACAUGAUUGAUAAAGCUAACUUACCAAUAAUAAUCGAUCGUUAAAGUAUUCAGGAAUAUUUCAGUCAAUAUUCGUUAAAAAUAAAUAAGAAAUCGAUUUAAAUUAGACAUGUACCUACGCUUAUAAAAUUAUUAAAAGGCUUACCUCAAUUUCAAUUAAAUUUUUUAUAUAUUUCAAAGACUUCUGCAAACAGGUUAAAAUCUUAUUUAGAAGGUCUUAAAAAUAACUUAAAAGUUUUUUAAGAAACAUGCUCUGAAAUUGGAAAAACAAAUGACAUUUUUAAAUUGAGGAAAAAAACUCCCAAAGUAUUUGAAUGAACUCUCUGACUUGAAGUCUUUACAAGUUCUGAAAGUUUCGCUGUAUAUAAUUUAUUUAUAACAUUUUAAGGAUAGUAUAAUUGGUACUAAUUAAUUAAGUAUAGAUAUAAGAAUAAUUUGAAUAAAGAAGUAAAUUUAUAAAAA